UUUGGGUUUUCCUCAACAGGUUGUCCUGCUCCAGACAUUUCUCACCAUGAACUCCGUCGGAUUGCUGUUCUGCUUCAGCCUGCUGCUGGUAGCUGCUACCAGUCAGGCACCAAAACCCUGCUUUGCUCCAGAACUGCUGACUGGUGGCGUUUCUGUGAUGGCCGCCGGUGGAUUAAUGACAACAUCAGGAGCAGUCGCCUACGACGCCCUCGGACAGAGGCUGCGGGCCAGACACUAUGGCAGCUUCGGGAAUCUAACCGUGGCAGUGGACGAGCUGAUGCUCUACCAGCAGGAGGUCAUGUAUGAGAUCAAUUGGAGCGCUCAGACGUGCAGGAAGUUGCCCCUGGAUACCUACUUCAUACCCAUGCAGGUUCCUGAAGACGCUUCCCUGCUCGGUCAGACGAUCCUGGGCUCCAGCUCCUCUUGGGGGAUGGGUCUGCUGACCAACACCUGGGUGGGGCAAUUUCCCAAUAACGACUCGUAUUUACUCACCUUCACUGAGAUCGGCUGCCUUCCUGUGACUUUGACAAACUACUCUCCAAAAAUAGGAUGGACCACCAUCAGUACCUACAACUGGGUGAUUGGAAUGUCUAAUCCAGAGGAUUUCUUCCCUCCUGCUUUCUGUUACGACGCAAAAAUGGAGAAAUCUGCCAAGCCGCAAACCUUCUUCUCUGCCAUGGAGUCCCUGGCCAUGAUGGUGCAGUCUAUGAAGUGAGCACCGGGAUCUUCUUAAAAAUAACUUUCAGAUUAUGCUGACGCUAUUUAGGAAGUGCUACCAAUAAAAAUGUUCAAAUAGAAAUCAAAUGAAACAUAA
This is a messenger RNA of Xiphophorus maculatus (southern platyfish), 814 nucleotides long. RefSeq names its product ependymin-like. Gene Ontology annotation, cellular component: extracellular region; lysosome. The transcript is spliced from 6 exons. Lineage: Eukaryota; Metazoa; Chordata; Actinopteri; Cyprinodontiformes; Poeciliidae. Bases 47 to 715 code for a protein of 222 amino acids. The record is from RefSeq and is a predicted model, not a curated record. Gene Ontology annotation, molecular function: calcium ion binding. Gene Ontology annotation, biological process: cell-matrix adhesion.